AUGUCAAUGCAAACAUCAUUAGAGAUGCAUGCAUGCGCGCGCUUUCACAACAGGGAUUUCAAGUGUAUCGAGGAAAUGUUUAAAUUACGAAUACAUAUAGAGAAAUACAUGAAACAGUGGCCAAGGUUAACAUUACAAAUGGAAACUGCGCGGUGCAACGCUCAUCUGUUCCUCUCUUCAAUAGUUAGUACUGCCAGCAAUAAUCCAUCUACAGCCAAUUUUAAAGUGCUAAUUGAAUAUUUUGAAAUGGAUGUUCGUAUAAUGGUAAGUAGAAUGAAAGCCUGA
This is a messenger RNA of Brugia pahangi, 285 nucleotides long. NCBI's taxonomy places the organism in Eukaryota, Metazoa, Nematoda, Chromadorea, Rhabditida, Onchocercidae. The record is from the annotation of a GenBank genome assembly.